Molecule: messenger RNA, 1077 nt
Organism: Kockovaella imperatae
Lineage: Eukaryota; Fungi; Basidiomycota; Tremellomycetes; Tremellales; Cuniculitremaceae
Product: Pre-mRNA-splicing factor of RES complex-domain-containing protein
Exons: 5
Coding region: 1-1077 (358 amino acids)
Biological process (GO): mRNA splicing, via spliceosome
Cellular component (GO): U2-type spliceosomal complex; RES complex
Molecular function (GO): RNA binding
Source: RefSeq, a predicted model, not a curated record
AUGUCCGACCUCAAGACGUACCUCGCUUCAAGGUACAUGUCUGGGCCGAAAGCUGAUGCGAUUCUUGCUCGCUCAACGGAUCCCAGUGUCAAGAAGAAGAGGAAGAAGAUCAAGAAUGAAGAUUAUAUCGGAGGAUCGUCCGUUCGACCAGGCGAAAGCAGCAGCGGCGCAAUCGUGGCUUCAGGUUUAGGGAUAAGAGAUGAGGAUGAAUGGCGGACUAGAGAUGAUGAUGAGAUUGAUUUCGAUGGGGAGGAUGCGCCGGUCCUUGGUAAAGACAUUGCUACAUUUAAAAAGUCGAAGAAUCAAUGGGCUACGGUUGGAGCGUCAACGAUACCUGUCGCUGGACCUUCGCGUACGAAUGGGACUUCUGGUGACGAUUCAAUGACAGAAGUCAAACAGGAACCGAUGGAUGAACCUGGCACAGCGACUGCUGCAGCUGCAUUACCCGCCGUUCAGAUGACCAAACGUCGUGGAGGAUUAAGGACAGCAGCCCAACUCAGAGAAGAGGAAGAAGCGCUUCAGGCUGCUGAGAGAUCGCCUUCACCCAUCGACGAGAAGCCUGGGGAGAGCAGCUCAGGUGCUGGAGCUCGACCGGACCCGACUCAAACCAUUCAUCGUGAUGCUUCUGGUCGGAUCAUAGACGUGGAGAAACUCAAGGAAGAGGAGAAAAAGAGAGUCGAAGAGGAGAAGAGGAAAGAGAGGGAGAAAGAGGAAUGGACAAAAGGUAUGACACAGAGGAAGGAGAGGGAAGAGAGGGCGAGAGAAGAGUUGGAGAUGAGGGACAAGGAUGUCUCGAGGUUCGCGGACGAUGCCAAAAUGAACAAGGAGUUGAAAGAAGUAGAGCGAUGGAAUGAUCCAGCCUCAGAGUUCUUAACUAAAAAGAAGAAGAAGCAAAAAGGUCCUAGGAGACCAAAGUGUCAAUUCUCAAUGAUCCCCAACCGAUUUAAUAUAGCUCCAGGGUUCAGAUGGGACGGUGUAGAUCGUAGCAAUGGAUUCGAAAAGAAAUUCUUCCAGUAUCAAAAUGCUGCCGCAAGGCGGACUUAUGAGAGCAAUCAAUGGAGCAUGGAGGAUAUGUAA